CCCCCUCGGCCCGGAGCUCAGGUAGCUGUGGGGCCCGCGCCCACAGCACCCGGCGUCGCGCCGACGCCUCGCUCCCCACCCCCACCAGUGACGGGAGAGCACCAGAUUAAGGCUGCCAGGGGCUCAGCUGUACUCAGAUGGACGGGAUGGAGACCCGACAGCGGAGGCCAGAGGAGCUGGGCCUGCUGCACGGCCUCAGCACAGGAAGACUCCUUGAAGCCUCGGAAGAUGGACUGCUGAGUGUCCCUGAGAGCCAAAGGGUGGCCCCUAAACCCCUGGGGCCUGAGCUCAGCAGGGAGACCACCUUGUCCAUUGGCCUCCAGGUGACAGUGCCCUUCCUGUUUGCAGGCCUGGGACUGUCUGGGGCAGGCAUCCUUUUGAACUAUUUCCAGCACUGGCCCGUGUUCACGGAGGUGAAGGACCUGCUGACCUUGGUGCCGCCCCUGGUGGGCCUGAAGGGCAACCUGGAGAUGACACUGGCCUCACGCCUCUCCACCGCGGCCAACACUGGACAGAUCGAUGGCCCCCGGGAGCAGCACCGAGUCAUCAGCAGUAACCUCGCCCUCAUCCAGGUGCAGGCCGCCGUCAUGGGGCUCCUGGCCGCCGUGGCGGCCCUGCUCCUGGGCGCGGCGUCAGGGCAGGAGCUGGACGCGGCGGAGGCGGAGGUGCUGUGCGCCAGCAGCGUCAUCACUGCCUUCCUGGCGGCCUGCGCCCUGGGGACAUUGAUGGUCUGCAUAGUGAUCGGCGCUCGGAAGCUCGGGGUCAACCCGGACAACAUUGCGACGCCCAUCGCGGCCAGCCUGGGAGACCUCAUCACCUUGUCCAUCCUGGCUUUCGUCAGCAGCUUCUUCCACAAACACAGAGACAGUCGCUAUCUGACGCCGCUGGUCUGCAUCGGCUUCACAGCCCUGACCCCCCUGUGCAUCCUCAUCGCCAAGCAGAACCCGCCCGUCGUGAAGAUCUUGAAGUUCGGGUGGUUCCCCAUCGUCCUGGCGAUGCUCAUCAGCAGUUUCGGGGGGCUCAUCUUGAACAAGACCAUCUCCAAGCAGCAGUUCCGAGGCAUGGCCGUAUUUGCCCCCAUCAUUUGUGGUGUUGGUGGCAACCUGGUGGCCAUUCAGACCAGCCGGAUCUCCACGUACCUGCACCUGUGGAGCACACCUGGGGUCCUGCCCCUCUGGAUGAAAAAACGCUGGCCUAACCCCCACUCCACGUUCUGCAGCUCAGAAAUCAACUCCACGUCGGCCCGCGUCCUGCUCUUCCUGGUGGUUCCAGGCCACCUGAUCUUCUUCUCCAUCAUCUACCUGGUGGAAGGCCAGUCAGUCCCAAACGACAAAACCUUCGUGGGGCUCUACCUGCUGGCGGGCCUGGUCCAGGUGACGAUCCUGCUGUACUUGGCGGAAGCGACGGUUCGGCUGACGUGGAACCGGGCCCUGGACCCGGAUGACCACUGCAUCCCCUACCUCACGGGGCUGGGGGACCUCCUCGGGACCGGCCUCCUGGCACUCUGCUUCCUCGCCCACUGGCUACUGAGGAGCGAAACGGCGCUGGAUGGCACCCCAGAACCAGCAUCUGGACCUUCCUAAGGAGCCCAGGAGAACCUUCCCUCGUGCCCAUGGAAACAGGGUGUGGUUUCUUCCCAGCCGGACCCCCAGAGAGGCUGACCCUGGCCUCUGCCAGUCAGCCGAGGACGCGCACACACUCUGGAGCUGCUGCUGCCUGAGGUCAGGAGCGCUUGCCGGCGAGGGUGCGUGCCCGUGUGGAGGGGAGGGCAGGGCGCUACGGCCUGAAGAUGCUGAACCAAGAGGCUACCUGUGCACUUUGCGGGGGCGGGGGGGCACUGUCUGGAGCCCACGCAGCCCGGCUGUAGUGCAGCAGGAAGGACACCCUCUGUCCCCGAGCUCGGGACGCUGAGCCUGGCUUCAGGGCUGUCGUCGCUCAGCCCUUCCCAGGACAGGGCUGGGCCGUGCCCACCCCCUCUUCUGCUCCCAGCAUUCCUGUCAGUGCUUGCUCUUUCAUUAGAACAAAUCUCUGCUUAUUUUAACGAUCAGAGGAGUGUAAAAAUAAAACUGGAACCCCAGUUGCACCCCGAGGUGAGUGUGGGGUCAGUCCCAAUACAAAGAAAGACAGGACGGGGAAUCAGCAAGCUGGACAGUGGGUUAUUACUACGGAUCAAAGGAAAAAUGUCAACUUUCCACGUGCAGCUGUACAAAAACUUUUAAUUCAUUCACUCACAUGAGGAGUUGGGCCCAAUGCCAGCAGGGACCUCAGUGCCCAGGAAACGGAAGUCCUGAGCACCUCAGGGGGACACCCACUGGGGGUGUGCGGGACAGAGGUCCAGCCGCACGGCCCAGACUCCCCUCCUGCAGGACAGGAGGCCGCCGGGCCUGGCUCCUCGUGGAGGGGCCACUGGACAACCCGGGGCUUCGGGGAGCACCAUCUAGAGAUGGAAACACCCCCUCCCCCAUGCAAGACACAGCGGAGUCACGGUAGAAAUCAGAACCAGAAGCCCAAAAACUUAAGAGAGACAAACAAACAAACAGAAUGGGCAGAGUUGGGAUGAUUCCCAAGCCUGAGAAUCAAAACAGCAUCUGAACAAAAACACUUCGAAAGGCACAAGGCAAAACACCGUUUCUGAGAGCCCGUGUCCGGCCCACUGACUUGUCUCCUUCUGCAGGACAGACCUCGCUCCGUGAAAACACACAGUCACCCUCAACAAUGCACACACCUCCGUGCUUAAAACGUGGCUGUACAAACCGCUGUCCAAUUGCCAUUAGAUGUUACUACCCAAAUACAGAACUCAAAUUCAUCACUUUAAAGGUUUAACUCCAUAUUUGGUCUGUGCAGGGGCUGCGACAGGGCCCGGGGGCCUCGUCACCCGUCACGUUCCCCUGACACCAGGCCACCUGGGCCACUAGACCCGGUGCCACCCCAGCUCAACCGCGACCCCCACCGAGGGCGGGGACAGCCUGUUCGCUCUCAGCCAGACGCUGCGCCCAGUGCUGAAGCCCGUCAGAGGCCACCGCGGAGGCUCCGUCCUCUUCCCUAGGCACGCAGCAAGCCCAGGCAGAUGCAGGCUGCGUGCACAGCCGAGCGGGGAAAAGGCACGCUCUGCCCUGAGAGGAUGGUACGGCCCCAAACAGCUCCCUGAUAAACGUAAGAAAAACACUUGCGAAAAUGUACCCAAAGUCUCUGAAGAACGAGGCCAGCCUUCCAAGUGGCGCCCUCGGCCCAGGCAGAGCUGGUUUCACUGCAGGGCCCACAGGCCGACCGUGCUGCCCGAGCUCCACAUGUCCUCGGGCCCAGUGGCCCCUCCAGCUGCAGGGAGCACCUCCUGCGAAACCAAGCACAGUGGUGAGCUCGGCAACCGCAGCACAGCGCAGGCCCACACGCGCCCCUGGCCUCCCUUAGUUGAAAACGCUCGUUUUCCCCCUAUUUUAAGCAUAUAUUCCUUGAAGGAAAACAUUUUAGUAUCAACAAAACUAAGCACUAAGCAAAGGUGAACUCAGUCCUCUGCUCUGCGUUUCCUCAGAGAUGAGACUGUCCUUCCUGACCUUUGACCGUCCCCACUCGCUCUGGGAGCGCCCCCCACUCCCAGUCACGGUCACAAGCUGCCGUCCACGGCAUCAGUGCAGACGGGCUCCAGCCACGUGGCCGCACCACCACCACCCAGCCUGCCACCAGGG
Molecule: messenger RNA, 3683 nt
Organism: Lagenorhynchus albirostris (white-beaked dolphin)
Lineage: Eukaryota; Metazoa; Chordata; Mammalia; Artiodactyla; Delphinidae
Gene: SLC41A3
Product: solute carrier family 41 member 3
Exons: 11
Coding region: 138-1583 (481 amino acids)
Biological process (GO): monoatomic cation transport
Cellular component (GO): plasma membrane
Molecular function (GO): monoatomic cation transmembrane transporter activity
Source: RefSeq, a predicted model, not a curated record